This is a messenger RNA of Pyricularia pennisetigena, 1152 nucleotides long. RefSeq lists its product as uncharacterized. The transcript has 2 exons. The record is from RefSeq and is a predicted model, not a curated record. Lineage: Eukaryota; Fungi; Ascomycota; Sordariomycetes; Magnaporthales; Pyriculariaceae. The coding region runs from base 1 to 1152 and encodes 383 amino acids. Gene Ontology annotation, biological process: transmembrane transport.
AUGCCGCCUGCGCAUGCAAGCCAUGCCUCAAUGCCAGGUAUCUCACAUCAAAACCAACCACCAAAGGAUAUUGAUUAUUCGGAGGUGACCGCGCAACCGCCUGCGGCCAAGAAGCGCAUUGUCGACAAGCAGAGCUUUGAAUAUGCUUGGCGAUCUGGGGUUGCCGGUGGCCUCGCCGGCUGUGCAGCAAAAACGGUCGUCGCCCCCCUUGAUCGCGUCAAGAUCCUUUUCCAGUCGAGCAAUCCCCAGUUCGCGAAAUAUUCUGGUUCAUGGGCCGGAGUCGCAGAGUCCUUGAGGGUCAUCCAUGGCCAGGAAGGCGCGCAAGGCCUCUUCCGUGGCCAUUCGGCUACACUGAUGCGAGUGUUUCCGUAUGCCGCCAUCAAGUUUCUCGCAUAUGAGCAGAUCCGAUCGGCUAUAAUCCCGGACCACAACCACGAGACCCCGCUCCGGCGACUGGUCAGCGGAUCGCUGGCCGGUAUGACAUCGGUGUUUUUCACGUACCCUCUCGAGGUCGUGAGGGUACGUUUGGCGUUCGAGACGAAGCGCGAGGGCCGCUCGUCGCUCAUGGAGAUAUGCAAAAAGAUAUAUCACGAACAACCAGUCACACCGAAGCCACUGGCCCCCAACCUGGCUGCAUCCACAGGUGGUCAAGCGGCUGCAGCGACGCAAUCAGUGCUGGAAGCGGCGGUGCCGAAGUCUGGACUGGCCAACUUUUAUAGGGGGUUCUCCCCGACCAUGCUGGGCAUGCUUCCGUACGCUGGCAUGUCGUUCCUGACGCACGACACAUGCGGCGACAUCUUGAGGCGGCCGUUCCUGGCCAAGUGGACCACUUUACCACAACCGGAAUACGCCACGCCGGGCAAGCCGGCGCCGCUCAGGUACUGGGCCGAGCUUCUGUCGGGCGGAAUCGCAGGUCUCGUGUCGCAGUCGGUCUCGUACCCAUUGGAAGUCAUACGGCGGCGCAUGCAGGUUGGCGGUGCUGUAGGAGACGGGCACAGGCUGCGCAUUGCCGAGACGGCGGGCUUGAUUAUGAAGGAAAAGGGCGUACGUGGGUUCUUUGUCGGGCUGACGAUUGGUUACGUCAAGGUGGUGCCCAUGGCUGCAGUGGCUUUCUACACGUAUGAGCGUUUCAAGCUUUGGUUUGGGAUCUGA